Molecule: messenger RNA, 1758 nt
Organism: Diaporthe batatas
Lineage: Eukaryota; Fungi; Ascomycota; Sordariomycetes; Diaporthales; Diaporthaceae
Exons: 6
Coding region: 1-1758 (585 amino acids)
Source: RefSeq, a predicted model, not a curated record
AUGCACUUCGCGUGCAACGCCCUGGGCGAUCUCGCCUUUUGGAGCGCAAACCCAUGGAUGACAUGGGGAGAGGGAAAGCCCGAGGCCAACCCAGACAGCAUGGUCUUCAGUAUGCACAGCCAUCACUACGCGUCCGAUGUGAUGGGGUGGUACAAUUUCACAAGCCAGCUUGCCGAGAACUGCUAUGCUUUGUACAAAGACACUCCAUUUCCGCCCUGGGACCCAGCACGUCUCGAUGUGUCCCGCUUCACCCUGGAGAUUCCGGCAGCCGAUCAGGUCGAUGGUCCGCCUGUCGCGCCGCAAGCUUCACGCCAUCCAGACCAGCAAGCCCUCCUGUUUCACCUACCUCGGAGCAAGGCGGCUUGGUGUCUAGGUUGCUUCAAGAUCCGGAAUGGAAAAGCUAUUUCGAAUAUUUGGGAGAGGAUUAGACUCUUCGGAUGGUCUCCAGAGGUCUCUGGAAACAUCCUGAAAGGACUGCGCUCUCAUUCCAGGCAGCUCGCAGUCCGCCCGACCACAGCUCAACCACUCCUUCGCAACUCGAUCAUCCACCACGAGUAUCCACCAUCACCACCCCCCACCAACACCAUCGCAUGUCGCGACCGCUCCCCACCGAGCUCGAGCGGUCGGUCGGCCAUGGCCGAUGAUGUGUCGACUGCCUCGAAGCCAGACACGGCCACCACCCCGAAACUAGACGCGACUUCCUCGUAUGAUAUCAACGUCUCGGGCGCGCCGGCCGUGGUGACUUGGGGUGGCCACUCGCCCUUGAGCGACGUGACAUGCGACGUCCGCCGCUACGCCUCGAACAAUACUGCCUUCAUCAAGCUACGCGCGACUCUGUUGCUGAAGGUACCUGCGUCUCUGCCUUCCAAGACCAGCCUGUUCCUGUUCAUCCACCCCGAGCGCAUACAAGAACUCGUCUUGGACGAGCCCUCCGAGUUCCCACCACACGAGGCUGUGAAGAAGAAGCUGGGUCAGGACACAUGCUGCCUACGCUUCACGCUGGACAGGCCGGCUUCCCUGGUCGGGCCUGCUAGCCCCGAGAAGACUACACCCAAGAACAAGAGCUCGGGCGAGCUGUUACGUCACCUGCAGUCGUUGGCCCGUGAGACCAACUUCACUGUGCACCUGCCCGCCAAGGUUGUGACCAAGGCUCGACUGCAGUCGCUGUGCGUCGCGGCUACUCGCCAUGGGUUGAAGGCAAUCCCCUGGCAGGCUGACCUGACCUGUCUCUACGGUGGCAAAGGCGGCCGGCUCAUCGAGGAUGGACUUGAGGCUCCCCCUGCGGAGCCUCCAUCCUACGAUGAGCUGGAGCCUGGGCCACCGAUGCCGCCAGCAAGUCAAGGCUCGACUUCUCAGGGUCCUUCCAAGAAGCGGCGGCGUGGCAGUGACGGUUCAGAUGCCCAGCCUGUAGAUCUCGCGCUUAUGGAGGCGAUGUGCCGCAAGAUCAUGGGUGAGAUGAAGGCCGAGCUGAAGCAGGAAAUGAGUGACCAGCUGCACCAGCUAGAGACCCGAAUCAUGGACUGCCUCGAAGAGCGGCUGGCCGAGGAGACAGCGCGAGUAGAGGAACACGUCGACCAGCAGCUCCUGGAGGUAAGAGACGAGACGACCGACGAGAUCGGAACCCGCAUAGAGGACGAGUACUACGGUGUGCGCCUCCGCCUCGAAGAGUACGUCAAAGAUGAGGUCAGAGAUGCCGAGCAGAGGAUCAUCCAACACAUAGAAAGCAACGCUACAGUGUCUUUACAAUUCAAUACGUAA